Ascoidea rubescens DSM 1968 is the source of this 1747-nucleotide messenger RNA. RefSeq names its product putative ribokinase (gene RBK1). NCBI's taxonomy places the organism in Eukaryota, Fungi, Ascomycota, Saccharomycetes, Ascoideales, Ascoideaceae. The transcript is spliced from 2 exons. The record is from RefSeq and is a predicted model, not a curated record. Bases 268 to 1542 code for a protein of 424 amino acids. Gene Ontology annotation, molecular function: kinase activity.
AUUGUAUUGUUUAUUUUUUAUUUAUUGUUUAUUAUGAAUCGUUUAUUAUUUAUUAAUAUUAAUAUUUAUUAUUUGUUAAAUUGCUAUGAAUGAUAAAUUAUAAUUUUGAAAUUUCAUGCUUAAAAUGGGAAAGUUACCCUCUUUGUGGGACCAAUAACAGGUUAUAUGACGUUUAAAGACAAUUCGGGACAAGAAUAUAUUCAAAUGAAUGGUAGUGAGAUAGAUUAACAAGUAAACAACUAACAGAAGCAAACGAAAAGAACAGCUAUGGGGUUAAAGACUGGGACUAAGACUGAGACUUGUAUCACUGUUAUUGGAUCGUUGAAUUAUGAUUUGGUGACUUAUACAUCCGUUUUUCCUAAAGUUGGAGAGACAAUUGAGUCUAAUGAUUUUGAGCCUCAUAUUGGUGGGAAGGGAUUGAACGAAUCCAUUUCAAUAUCCAAAUUGCUAACUAAAUCAGAUGAUGGCAAAGAUAAUUAUGGAAAUGAGAAUGUUAGUUUAAGAUUGAUUGGGUGUGUUGCUGAUGAUACCUUUGGUAAGGAGAUUUUAGGCUAUUUGAAGACUUUUAAUCUUAAUUAUGAGUAUGUGAAAAUUUUUAAAAACAACAAUGUUAAGGGCGAUGAAAUAAUCAAAUAUAAGACACCCGUUGCAGUGAUAUUGGUUGAGGAUAAUAUUGGUGAAAAUAGGAUCCUAUUUUAUCCUGGAACGAAUAAUUAUUUAAAAUUUGAUAAUGAAUAUUUAAACGAAUUGUUUUUGAACGGAAAUGGGAAGAGUAAAAAAAAUUUGAUAGUAAUACAAAAUGAAAUUCCCGAUUUUAUUAAUGUGAUUAAUUGGGCUGACUCUAAUAGAAAAAAUGAAGAUUAUGAGAAUGGAUAUAAUAAUUAUCAAGUUUGUUAUAAUCCUUCGCCAUUUAAGGAGAUUAACGAUUUAAAAUUUUGGAAGAAAAUUGAUUUGUUAAUUAUGAAUGAAAUUGAGUCAAUAAAUCUAUUUAAUUUGAUAAUUACUAUUGAUUCUAAUUUAUCAGAAGAUCAUAAACAAGAGUUGAUAAAUCAAUUCAAUCAAAAUGAAGCCAAUGGAAAUGAUAAAUUGAAACUUUGUGACUACAAAAAGUUGUCAAAUUUUUUAUUUGAUUACAUUAAUAAUUCUGAGGGCUCCUUAAGUUGUUUGAUUGUAACUUUAGGAUCAGUUGGAUCGAUUAUAAAUUUCAUUGAUAAUGAGAAAAAACAACUUUUUCUAAAAUCCAUGAGUCUUGCAAGAGAAAAAAUUGUUGAUACAACUGGAGCCGGCGAUACGUUUUUCGGUGCCAUAAUAUCCCAGAUUACAUUAAAUGAGAAUUUCCAGAACAAUAAGAAAUUGAACACAAGCGACUACAAAAAAUUGGCCAGGAGCAUCGGAAAGCAUGCCCGGUCUCGAAGAAGUUCAAAGCCAUCUUGGCUCGGCCGUCUUUGCAGCAUUCAAAACUUCCGAACACGUCGAAUAGAUGAGUGUCCACUGCAUCAUUUGCGGCAGAGCUACUCCGGAACAAUAUCUUUACAACGAUAGAACCACGUCGACGGAACCCGUAUCCACAGCUUCGGCGGCAAGUGUUCGUAGAUAACCGCCCUACCUGCUGUGGUCACGGGACAAAAUUGGUCCGGCCCUGGGCGGAAUUUGCCCAGAAAGCGCUGGGCAUUUUUGCUCGGUGGAAGGAAAAGGUGGGAGAAGAAGCAGAAGAAGGAUGGGAGACAAAACACAGCCAUAUACAUUC